This is a messenger RNA of Pristis pectinata (smalltooth sawfish), 1197 nucleotides long. RefSeq names its product probable G-protein coupled receptor 150. The record is from RefSeq and is a predicted model, not a curated record. The transcript has a single exon. The coding region runs from base 1 to 1197 and encodes 398 amino acids. Gene Ontology annotation, biological process: G protein-coupled receptor signaling pathway. Lineage: Eukaryota; Metazoa; Chordata; Chondrichthyes; Rhinopristiformes; Pristidae. Gene Ontology annotation, cellular component: membrane. Gene Ontology annotation, molecular function: G protein-coupled receptor activity; peptide binding.
AUGGAGACGGCGAUAACUUUGGAUAAUGCGGUUCAAGCCAACUUCUCUCCGCUGAUGUGGACCAUGGAUGUAUUAGGUAAUAUAAGCGAAGUAUUUGAAGUACCGUUUUACAACAGACAGACCAGGAUCAUUUCCAUGACUGUCAUUUUCACCCUGGCUUUCAUAGGGAACGUAGCAGUACUGCAUAAAAUCUAUUGCAGCAAAAGCAAGAGGCGGAAAAUUGAUUUCCUCGUCACUAACCUGGCGGCUGCGGACCUCUGUGUCUCCAUCAUGACUUUACUCCCUCAGAUCAUUUGGGAGAUAUUGGAAGAUGAGUGGCUGGCUGGUGAUCUUGCCUGCAGAUUUUUCAAAGUUUUCCAGGCCUUUGGACUGAUUGCUUCUUCCAACAUUAUAGCGAUUAUCGCGUCGGAAAGGUUCCAUGUCAUAGUCAAUCCAAAGCAGUCUCCUUUCCCCACCGAGAUCUUAACGACUGUAUCUUGGAUCUGUGCUCUGCUGCUCGCCGCUCCCCAGGCUUUCGCCUUCAAACUGACAAUACAGGGAGAAAGCGGGAAAUGCCUGAAUACCUUUGGCCAGAUGCCCAAAUGGCACUUCCAGAUGUAUAUCACAUUUGGAGCUAUUGCCGUCUUUUUUGCUCCCUUUUGCGCUUUGUGCGUGGCGUUCACAAGAAUCCUCUGGACCGUUUGGUGGAGAGCAUCAGUCAUCGAACCAAGUAGAAACGAAGACCGAAAGCAGCACGAUCCAUCCAUUCGAACCAUCGCUCCUAGUAGUUCUAUUCGAAGAGCCAAGAUAAAGACGCUGAAGAUGACCCUAGUCAUUAUUAUAUUCUUUAUAGUUUGUGGGUUACCUUAUUUUAUUUUUGAGAUGAAAGUUGCCUUUGGGACCAUAUCAGAGGCAGACACCGAGAUGAUCGCAGUCCUGGGAAUCUUGGUGGUUUCUAACAGUGCCAUCAACCCAUAUGUCUAUCUGUUCUUCAAGACCAACAACGUCCACUUGAGGCGACUGGAAAAGAGAGUGUGUUUCUCGUGCCUGAAAGGCUGCAGAGAGAACACAUUCCAGAGGGAAUUAUGCGCCAUUGGGAAACGGGUGGGGCACACCAGCAUUGCCGUCUCCGAGGAUGACACCGUCCAUCAUUUAACUUCUGUUGUCAACCCCUCGUCUCCCAGCUGUGGGCCCGCCUCCUGUCACACUUCUCUGUGA